CGUGAGUGCAUCUCCAUCCAUGUUGGCCAAGCCGGGGUCCAGAUCGGCAAUGCCUGCUGGGAGCUCUACUGCCUGGAACACGGCAUCCAGCCCGAUGGCCAGAUGCCAAGUGACAAGACCAUUGGCGGGGGAGAUGACUCCUUCAACACCUUCUUCAGUGAGACGGGCGCUGGCAAGCAUGUGCCCAGGGCAGUGUUUGUAGACCUGGAACCCACAGUCAUUGAUGAAGUUCGCACUGGUACCUACCGUCAGCUCUUCCACCCUGAGCAGCUGAUCACAGGCAAGGAAGAUGCUGCCAAUAACUAUGCCCGUGGACACUAUACCAUUGGCAAGGAGAUCAUUGACCUGGUCCUGGACCGAAUUCGGAAGCUGGCUGACCAGUGCACAGGCCUUCAGGGCUUCUUGGUUUUCCACAGCUUUGGUGGGGGAACUGGUUCUGGGUUCACCUCCCUGCUGAUGGAACGUCUCUCCGUCGAUUAUGGCAAGAAGUCCAAGCUGGAGUUCUCCAUUUACCCGGCCCCCCAGGUCUCCACAGCUGUAGUUGAGCCCUACAACUCCAUCCUCACCACCCACACCACCCUGGAGCACUCUGAUUGUGCCUUCAUGGUUGACAAUGAGGUUAUCUAUGACAUCUGUCGUAGAAACCUAGAUAUUGAGUGCCCAACCUACACUAAUCUUAAUUGCCUUAUUAGCCAGAUCAUGUCCUCCAUCACUGCAUCCCUCAGGUUUGAUGGAGCCCUGAAUGUUGAUCUGACUGAAUUCCAGACCAACCUGGUGCCCUAUCCCCACAUCCACUUCCCUCUGGCCACAUAUGCCCCUGUCAUCACUGCUGAGAAAGCCUAC
Messenger RNA from Myotis davidii, 843 nucleotides. RefSeq names its product tubulin alpha-1C chain. Gene Ontology annotation, biological process: microtubule cytoskeleton organization; mitotic cell cycle. The record is from RefSeq and is a predicted model, not a curated record. The annotation marks the transcript as partial. The transcript has 3 exons. Gene Ontology annotation, molecular function: structural constituent of cytoskeleton; GTP binding. Gene Ontology annotation, cellular component: microtubule; cytoplasm. NCBI's taxonomy places the organism in Eukaryota, Metazoa, Chordata, Mammalia, Chiroptera, Vespertilionidae.